UACCCCCACCCCAAACCCACUUUACAACCCAGAAGCCGGGCCAAGUGCUGGCAAUGCGUUUGCGCUCUAGUUAAAGGCUUUGUCACGUUCCCACUGCAUUGUCAGCAAGCGGGCGAUCACGCCCCUUUAACUCCGCUUUGGUGACGCGUGGACGACUGGGUGGGUGACCGUGUAUUUUUUGGAACGAACUUGCUCCUAUACCCGCUAACGAGCCACCUAUAAAACUAAAAAUAAGCAAGCACACAUAUAUAUUUAAAAAACACACACACACAAAACAAUGCUCGCACUAGGACGAGCACACAGAUAGAAAAGUGCAAUCACUACAACGGCGGAGCCCAGGCCAGGUUGGUGGCUUCCGCCUCACGGGUUGCUGGAGUGCCCCAAGCCCUCUCCGCACCCGCCCGCCAUCCCUCACCUCCUCCUGGAGCCAACGCUGCCCUCGGCCUUGGGAGAACUGUCUGGGGAGCCCGAAUACCUUGUGGACCCACUGGGGUUUAAGGGCUCACAGAGCUGGCGCAGUUGAAAUGGCCCUGGUGCCGUAUGAGGAGACGGCGGGAAUGGGGCUGCAGAAAUUCCACAAGCCUCUGGCCACCUUCUCCUUUGCAAACCACACGAUCCAGAUCCGGCAGGACUGGAGGCAGCUGGGAGUCGCUGCGGUGGUUUGGGACGCGGCUGUCGUUCUUUCCACGUACCUGGAGACGGGAGCUGUGGAGCUCAGGGGCCGCUCUGCCGUGGAGCUGGGUGCCGGCACGGGGCUGGUGGGCAUAGUGGCUGCCCUGCUGGGUGCUCAUGUGACUAUCACGGAUCGAAAAGUAGCAUUAGAAUUUCUUAAAUCAAACGUUCAAGCCAACUUACCUGUCCAUAUCCAACCCAGAGCUGUUGUUAAGGAGCUGACUUGGGGACAGAAUUUGGGGACUUUUUCACCUGGAGAAUUUGACCUGAUACUUGGAGCCGAUAUCAUAUAUUUAGAAGAAACAUUCACAGACCUUCUUCGGACUUUGGAACAUCUGUGUAGCGACCACUCCGUGAUUCUUUUAGCUUGCCGAAUUCGUUAUGAACGGGAUAACAACUUCUUACUGAUGCUGGAGAGGCAAUUUACAGUGAGUCAAGUUCACUAUGAUCCCGAAAAAGAUGUCCAUAUUUACAAAGCACAGAAGAGAAACCAGAGGGAGGGCUUAUAGUUGGCUAUAAUUUAUAGGAAUCUUGUCAUUAAACAUGUCCGUUAAGGCCUUCUCCUGGGAAUCAAACCAUACUGAAUGAACUGGCGUACUGAAUGGGAAGUCUACCUAAAGCUGCUCACGUGACAAAGCAAAUGUGCAGUUUUAAAAACAAAGCAGCAACAGACUCUGCCCCGUUGCUGUGGCUUGUCAUGUGUUACUCACUCAGAAACGCAGUCAGCGUGAAAGGGGAGCGCGCAGCUCUGGUCUGCGCUGGGUCUGCAGUCCGUGCAGCUCCCUCUCUGCACGCGGUUGUCUUGGACGAAAUGGUGCAGGGCUGGUGGUGAGGUGUCUUCAGAGCAGUGACAGAGACCGAAUCACGCAAAUCAUUUUAAAUACGUUCUGAGAUACAUGUGUAGCCGGUUUCCCUCACUUUCUGAAUAUAAAACAGGUAGUUUAACAUACAUUCCCUGAGCUGUUAAUUCUCUUGAAAUCUUUUUUCUGCCCAUUUAGGACUUAAGUACUUCUGGUUGUUUGAGAUCGGGGUGUGAGUUUUCUAAGGUCUCAUAUUGUGCAUUUUGGUUUCAUUUCAGUUUUAGGUAUGUAAACAAAGGAAUAAGUAAAAAUAAAGUUUUAGUUACUUUUGAAAGCGUCUGAAAUCUUAGACCUCCAUGUGCUGUGACUAGGUUCUCAUCUUCACAUCAAAAGCUGUAGUUUUCCCCUUCGCUUUCCCCUUUCUCAAACGUUUUUGUGUUUCUUUCUUAGGCUUUUCCAGCCUCCUUGCAGUGCACAGGAGGACAAUAAAAUAAGUACCACCCCUCCACGAGAGGUUAGCUCCCCAAGUACAAGUGCCUUCUGUGUUGUACUUGUAGUUGCUUACUCAGUGUGUGGAUUCCCCAGAAGACAAAGCUUCCUGAGGACCAGGAAUGCCCCUGCCUCUUUCCCGGUCGCCUCCUCAGUAUCUAGUGCAUCAAACCAAACAUUUGUUGAGUGACAAAGAUACAUUCUAUUUAGAGGAUAUUGAUCUUUGGGCUAAAUGAUUCCUACAUUCAUUCAUGAUUGCCUCUGACAGAGUUUAUGAAGUCACACACAUCAAUGUAAUCCCCCCCUUUUUACAAUGUACAACUUAAACAACAGCUUAAACAAAUUUAGACAAGAAUAUUAUAAUUUGAGUAUGGUAUUUGAUAUGAGAUAGAUUUCCUUUGCAAAACAUCAGAAAUAAGACCUCCUUUUCCUCUUAACCUUUGAAUGAAUAUCUUGGAUGUGAAAAUACCUGCUACAUUAUUUUCUGCAAUUUUAAUAGAGGUGAAUUGAAAGUCCUGAGCAUUCUGUGAGGUGCCAGUUUAACGCAGUUCUGAUCAAUGCACCUGUACAAACACCCACAGCGUACCCAGUCCACACUGCCAGUACUGCACAGGAAGGGCUUUUAAAACAACCACACGCCCUACAACGUCAUCAACACCAGUGAAAGCCCAAUCACAUUUGGGUACCAGAAAUCAUAUUAAUCAGAGGUGGUGCAGACAUUUUAACUGGGACUGCUUUCUAGAUCCACGUCUCCAAGGGAGUAAAGUAGUAGAACUCGGAAACUGGAAAGAGGAAAAAAUUGUUCUGAGACUCAGGCAGGAAAUCCCCGGUGAAUUCAGAAUGCGGCUGGGCCAUAUUAAGGCAAGGGGCGGGGCUUUACAUCCUUGUGCAGCUUAGACAUUGGAUCCAAGGGGCGUAGCUUUGAGCUGAAGAGGGUACCUGGAGAGGGACUCAGCCAUCAGCCACCACUCCUGGAAGCUGGGGAAAUGAGUGCUGCAGAAGGCUGGUGUGUGGGAAGGCUGGGCUUGGAGGAAUAAGCCUCUGGACUAUGCCAGUGUCCACCAUAAGUAUCAAUCAACACCGUUGUGACUUUUUUCACUUCAAGGGAUUAACGUAUCCCAUAAAAUGUGCAUUUUAGGUGUGCUUGUUGUAUCCUCAAAUUCAGGACAGAAACCGAGUGCACACUGACUGUUCCGCCAUCCAGUGGCGUCAGGAACCCUUUUCCCAGCGGAAGUUAGACGGGGCUGCCAGGGCGCUGGGCGCCAGGGCAUGGACGACGUCAGGUCUGAGAACCGCCGCGCCAGCGCACGCCGCUCUCGUUUUCUGACAUGAUUACCUCCUAGGGCCUCUUGCUUUAGUUCAUGAAGGAACUACCCAAAGCCCCGGUAGCAUCUUCAUAUAGCUUCUAGCGGAACACUUCUUCUGUUGUUCAAAAGGAUCAGAAUUCUAAUAGAUGAGAAUAUUUUAUCCAAAUUAACUGAAUACUCAGUUGGAAACUCAGGGCAGAAUAGCAACAGAGUCUGGAAUGUUUUGUCUUACCAAAUACAAUUUAUGCUCCUUGAAGACACGAACUGUACCUCAUAUUUUAUAUUUCAAAUAUUAACACGGUGCCCUCUUCAUAAAGGGAGUUCAAGAAACAUUUACUCAUGAAAAAUACGGAUUCCUCUACAGAUGAAUUAUCCUAUUAAAUUGCCUAAUUUCUUUGCCUUAUUUUCCUUUGACCAAGGUAAGGAAUAAGUACAUUAUCAGGGUUAUCAAACUAUCAGGCUUUCAGUUUAUGGUGUUUGAAAGGUAGAAGUGUUUCCUGUCAAUUUUUAAACCAAGAAAAUAGAAGUUUGGAAGUACAUUUAUUUAUUAUCCUCACCUUAGGACAUAUUUUUCCAUUGCUUUUAGAGGAAGAGAGACAGAGACAUCAGUGUGAGAGAGAAAUGUGGGUUGGUUGACUUCUUACACACUUCCUGAUCGGGGACCAAACCUGCAACCUGGCUAUGUGCCCUGACUGGCAAUCAAACCCGCGACCUUUCUGGUAUAUGGGACAACAUUCCUAACCAACUGAGCCACACUGGCCAGGGCUUGCAAUACUUUAAAAAUCACUUUUUAAAAACACCCUCACCCCAGGAUAUAUUUAUUGAUUUUAGAGAGGGAAAGAGAGAAACAUCCAUUAGCUGCCUCCUGUACCUGCCCCAACAGGGGACCAAACCCACAACCUAGGUGUGUGUGCCCUGACCAGGGAUGGGACUGGCAACUUUUCUGGUGCGUGGACAGCACUCCAAUCAGCCAAGCCAGCUGGCCAGGGCGAAAACCACUUUUUAACGUUCCAGUAUUGGUAACAGGUCCUAGAAUAAAGUCUGGCAUAACUCUGUGAAACAGACAUGUGAUUUACUUUAGUGCCAGAGAAGCAGUCAUGGUUCUGCUCCCGGAACCUCUAUCCAGACAGAAGUAGCACGUCAUAAAGUUCUUCAACAAGAAGGAGGCAAGACAUGGCUGUGAGUAGAGAGUCCUGCUCUGGGAAAUUGGAGGCUUGGGUCCCCCGAGCACUGACAGAAAUUGCAUGAAAUCAGGGUGGUCCUCAGUUCUUUUUUUAAAUGGCACUUUAAAAGAUAAGGAUUUGUUAACUCCAAAGUUUCUUUCCACUGUUAAGUUUUGUUAUGCUUUUGUUUCUCAACACCUGGGAAAGGUUAAAAUGUAACACUAGAACAGAGGGAGUACUGAACACCUGUUUCCUUGGUGAGAAGGGCAGUUUCAGAGGGAGACUAAAGGGAAAACAGUAACGGAGAUGGAAACAGGAAGGUCCACCUACGUCAUUACCUCGUGAAGCCUGGCUCUGCUACUUCUGGUCUUAAUUCCUCAAAAAACAAACAAAACACACACUGUGAAGUUUGACAUAAAGGAAAACUAACCAACAUAUUUUUAUUAAUUUAGCAGGUUUUUAAUAUUUAAGAAACAACCUCCAAAUACGAAGAAAACCAUACUUAAUUUCCACUUCUCAGUAUCUAGAUUUACUAGCUUGCAUGUGUCUCUGCUGAAAUGUGUACCUGUAACAGUCAACAGUUUUAAGCAACCCACAUGUCCAAAAAAGGUUACUGGUUAUUUUAUAUAAUGGUAUAUUACAUACCUGUUAAUAGAUAUAUGUACAUAUGUAUGUUGAAAUGGAACUAUCGCCAAGGCACAUUCAGUGAGAAAAGCGCCAUUUACGUAAAAAAGGGGGACAGGAGGGGGAUCUCCAUUACAUUUGCGUAUACACGGGGGUGGGGGCAAAAGUAGGUUGAUAGUUGUGAAUACAUCAGUUUGCUCUUAUAUUGUUACUUAUUACUGUAUUACUUCCCAUAUCAACAACUGUGAACCUGCUUUUGCCCCACCCUGCGUGUAGAUUUGCACUAGAAGGAUACCAACAUUUUAGUGUUCGUCCAUCUAAUUUUUUCCAAAUGUACGUAUCACUUUAAAAACUGAGUUCAAAUGAAGAAAUUAUCACAAAAGUGGAAAGAAAACUUGGAGAACUGGAGGAAAUAUUUGCAAACCAUUUUUAUCUGGGAAGGGUCUAAUAUCUAGAAUAUGUAUGGAACUCAAGAAGCUGAACAAAAAAUUAUUAAAAAUUAGCGAAGGACUUGAGCACUCACUUCUCCAAAUGAUAUGUGAAUGACCAACAAAAACAUGAAGACACUGAAGUCGGCAGUUAAAGAAAUUGCAAAUCAAAACCACAGUGAUUCUUCACACAUGAGCAUGGUUACAAUUUUAAGAAAGCAAAAUAACGAGUGUUACGCCAGCAUGCGGAGAAACUGGAAACCUCAUACUUCACCAGUGGGAAUGUAAAAUGGUACAGCCAGAGGAAGUUUGGCAGUUCCUCAGAAAGUUAACAGAAGUACCGUGUGACCCAGCAGUUCUACUGAUGGGUGCACAAGUGUAUGCAGGCCCAGCAGAAUGGGACUCAAACAUCUGCACGUCAGUGUUCCCAGCAGCACUACCGACAAUAGGCAAAAGGUGGAAAUAACCCAAAUGUCCCAUCAAGUGAAUACACUUAUAAUAUGUAUAUAAUGGAAUAUUCAGCCACAAACAGGAAUCACGUACUGAUGAAUGUGGAAGAACCUCAAAAACUUGCUAAGUGAAAGAAGCCAGACACGAAAGGAGUCCGUUUAUAUUAUCCAGAAGAGGUAAAUUCUGUACAAACAGAAAGACUGCUGGUUGCCAGAGGCUGGAAAACGGAGAAAUGAAGAAGGGGUACAGGGUUUUUAGAGCAAUAAAAAUGUUUUAGAACUAGAUACAGGUGGCCGUAGUGUCUUGUGAAUGCACUAAAUGUCAGUGGAUUGUUCACUUAAAAUAGGUUUUGUUAUGUGAACUGCACCUCAAUAAAAAACGAAAAUAGCAUUGAAACUCCUGAAAAUUUACCUUCCUCUUCACUCGUUAGGCCAUUAGAAUUCCAAGUCCCAGUUCAGUCCAUGUGCUUAAAGUGCACGAGAUGAAGGCUAACACUGAUCAAUGCAGUGCUUUUCUGGGCUUUGGCUUAAGCUGUAGCAAAUAGUGGCAUCACCUAGAGAAAAAAAAAAAAAGCCGAAGAACAGAUGUAGAGAAGAAAUUAAGUUUUGUUUUGGACCUGUGCUUUACAGAGUGCAGAUGACAAAUGAGUCUGAAGUUCAGGACUAAAACUGUAACUGAACAAGUGACAGCAAAGACAUGCCCAAAGAGAAGAUAGGUACCCUGUGCUUUUAUUGGAGAUCCAUCCAUGCACCUAAAUGUGGCUGACGAGCGGGGCAACCUGGUUUAUGCCUGCUGUCCUAUUAACAUUAUACUUUCACCUUCAAAAAUGCCUAUUUCUACAAUAAAUUCUGUAGUCACUCUUGUAGAAGAAAAAAAAAAAGAAUGAAAGUCAUUUAGUUCCUUUAGUACAAUUGCUGGGUAACAGAGGUACUGUAGAAUAAAUUC
This is a messenger RNA of Artibeus jamaicensis (Jamaican fruit-eating bat), 6878 nucleotides long. It is a transcript of the gene METTL21A, whose product is annotated as methyltransferase 21A, HSPA lysine. NCBI's taxonomy places the organism in Eukaryota, Metazoa, Chordata, Mammalia, Chiroptera, Phyllostomidae. Gene Ontology annotation, molecular function: protein-lysine N-methyltransferase activity. The coding region runs from base 525 to 1181 and encodes 218 amino acids. Gene Ontology annotation, cellular component: cytosol; cytoplasm. Gene Ontology annotation, biological process: peptidyl-lysine methylation. The transcript is spliced from 4 exons. The record is from RefSeq and is a predicted model, not a curated record.